Molecule: messenger RNA, 1771 nt
Organism: Durusdinium trenchii
Lineage: Eukaryota; Dinophyceae; Suessiales; Symbiodiniaceae
Source: the annotation of a GenBank genome assembly
AUGACAUCCAGCAAGCGUUUGUUGUGCAGCUGUUGCAUUUUGUUGAGCUCAAAUCGUCAGUUAGCCUCUCGGGUGAAGGUCAUGGUGGUACAACCACCGACUGCUGCCAAAACACGCUCGACCCCCUAUGCACGAUCAUCUUCUUCGGUUGACUCCUUCCAGGUUGAGGAUGAGCUGAAGAAGCUUGAACAUCGGUUGGGGGAAAAACUCCGUGUGGGUCCUACAUCCAAGCCGAUAGCUACACCUGCCAGAACAGCGGCUGCUCCAAAGGUCUUGACUACGGUUCAGCCUGUGCCACCUGGUCUCCCUCCACCAAAGGUGAGUGCUCUGGUGCCGUCUGGUACCCCUCCACCAAACCAGCCGGUGAUGGCCCCUCCACCAAAGGUGAGUGCUAUGGUGCCAUCUCGUACCCCUCCACCAACGCAGGUGAAUGCUCGGGUGCCAUCUGGUGCCCCUCCACCACAGGUGAAUGCUCGAGCUCAGGUGCCAUCUGGCGCCCCUCCAAAGGUGAGUGUUCCGGUGCCUGUACCCAAAAGUUGUGGUUCGAGUGCGAAAUCCACUCCGAUCAAAAGCCCUGAGCUCAAGAAAAGCAAAAUGGAGGUUGUGAACUCUAGUGCCAAAAAUUUGGCGCAUGACUUCGACAGUGUGGCUACGACAGUGAGCGCUGAUUCCCAACCAGUUGAGGGUGAUCUAGCUGGAACUCCUGCACACGAUUCGGUGAUCGGCUCGGAAUGUGGUGGGAUUGGGCGUGACAUCGCUACCAUAUCAACGUUGCCAAUGGGUGAUAGCAUGGAGGACUUGGGAAGGCUUGACUUGGACGUGCUUGCAGUGGACCAGCCACUGAUCAUGUACAUGAACAAAUGGCACAGUGACAUGUCUCUGAACGACAUGCGAGUUGAUGUCAACACUUGGGUCAAACGUCGCACUGACUUGGGAGACAUCAGCAAGAUGGACCCACACCUUACGCUUUCAGUGAAGGAAAUUGCAACAAUUAACAAGCAGAUUGCAGACAGAACCAAGACUGCAGCUAGCAUGAAGGUGGAACAUCACCUUUUGGAACAGAACCUUGACCUGGCUGGCAGGGAUCUUCUGGCCAAGCAGUAUGCUCGUACCAAGGAGAUGUUCCCUGACCUGGACCCAAAGGAUACUGACAUCUAUAUGGCUCAUGUUGAUGCCGUGGCCCGAUGGAAACAUGAUAAAUUGAAACCCACGCUUGAUGCGCAACAGGUUUUUGAUCGAUGCACGGCUGACAUCGAAGAACAAUUGGGUCGGAUGCUUGACUUUAUGGUGGACCAUGCCAGAAUUAGAGAUGGCAAUGCUGUUGUGGAGAAGGGCCUCAUUGAAGAUCUGGAUGCCUUUGUCCAGAAACACCAUGACACCAAGGUCCCGCAGGUUGGGUCCUCUCGAUCGGAAGCUGAUCACCACGAUCUCCUGAAAGAUCACUUGGAAGUGGCAACUUUUCCAGGGGUGCAGGAGAUUGCGCAGGAUGCAUCAGAGCCACCAACUCCGCACCUCCGUGCGCAGAUGGAUCUCAUGCGUCGAUUGGACACCACCCAGCUCGAGGCUGUAGAGAGUUCCCCGAAGAGUGGUGCUAUUCCUGAUGCUGUGGAUGCGAGUCCACCAAUCCGUAUUGGCCCGGGCGGGCGCAUUGAGACCGAAGAUGAGUACCAAGCUAGAAUGGCUCAUAACACCUACAUGCGGUUCAGCCGGAGUUUGAAGAGAGCUGAUUGCCCAAAGCCGGUUCUAGAUGCAGCUGCAGGGAAGAAGCACA